AUGGCGGGGCGGGCAGGAGGCCCGGUAGCCCCGGUGGCGGACGAGCUGGCCAACGCGGCUGCCCGCGGAGAUCUGCAGCGCGUGAAGGAGCUGCUGGACGGCGCGGCCGACCCCAACACCGUCAAUUCCUACGGCAGGACCCCCAUCCAGGUGAUGAUGCUGGGUAGCCCACGGGUGGCUGAGCUGCUGCUGCAGCGCGGGGCCGACCCCAACCGCCCUGACCCAAGCACCGGCUGCUUCCCGGUCCACGACGUGGCUCGCUCCGGAUUCCUAGAGACGCUGGCGGCCCUGCAUCGCGCCGGGGCCCGCCUCGACCUGCCUGACAACCGCGGCCGCCUUCCCCUCGACGUGGCAGCGGGGGGUCCGAACGGACCGGUGGGCUGCUACCUGCGGCACCCGCUGCCCCUCCCCUCCCAUCCUCCUUCUCCUUGGCGCUCCCCUUCCCUAAUUUAUCGGCCCCCUGAGGGAGACACGAAGCCGGAGAGCGCGCAGGCGCUAUGA
Messenger RNA from Indicator indicator, 501 nucleotides. RefSeq names its product cyclin-dependent kinase 4 inhibitor B-like. The coding region runs from base 1 to 501 and encodes 166 amino acids. The transcript has 2 exons. Gene Ontology annotation, biological process: regulation of cyclin-dependent protein serine/threonine kinase activity; negative regulation of cell population proliferation. Gene Ontology annotation, molecular function: cyclin-dependent protein serine/threonine kinase inhibitor activity; protein kinase binding. Lineage: Eukaryota; Metazoa; Chordata; Aves; Piciformes; Indicatoridae. The record is from RefSeq and is a predicted model, not a curated record. Gene Ontology annotation, cellular component: nucleus.